Blastocystis hominis is the source of this 1710-nucleotide messenger RNA. RefSeq lists its product as hypothetical. Gene Ontology annotation, cellular component: membrane. The record is from RefSeq and is a predicted model, not a curated record. Lineage: Eukaryota; Bigyra; Opalinata; Blastocystidae. Bases 1 to 1710 code for a protein of 569 amino acids. The transcript has a single exon.
AUGGCGGAUUAUGGAGAUUUCAAGUCGAUCGCUAUCGGUUUCCCUUCAGUGAUACCUCCCAUUCUGGCAAUGGUUCUUGCUCUUUCUACAAAAGAAGUCGUUUCUUCUCUUUUCGCUGGAGUGCUUGCAGCAUCCAUCAUUUAUUCCAUUGCAGUGGCAAUGGGCAAAGUUUCUGGUCUUGAGAAUGCCAACGUUCUGGAUGUAAUGUUCACAGUGAUGAGCCAAAAGAUAAGCGAAAACAUAUCGAUUUGCUUGUUUAUUCUGUGCAUUGGAGCCCUCAUUCACUUGGUCUCUGUUUCCGGUGGCGCCAAGGCCUAUGCUGCGUGGGCCAUUCGUACGAUCAAGGGCCGCAGGAAAAGUAUGUUUUCCACGAUGGCUCUGGGAUUAAUGCUCUUCCUGGAUGAUUAUUUCAAUUCGAUUUCUACUAGUACAAUUAUGCAUCCAGUCACAGAGGGGAACCACGUGUCCAAGGCCAAAACUGCCUACAUUGUUCACACCAUGUCGACCAAUAUGUGCAUCAUGAUUCCGCUGACAUCCUGGGCAGCGGCCAUCAUGUCUCAAAUCAAGGACAACGGCUUCGACAACCCCUUCCUGGUGUUUCUGAGCACGAUUCCGUUCAACAUCUACAGCGUUUUGUGCUUCGUGUUCCUCUUGAUUUCGAUUUCCUUCGAUUUCGACUACGGCAAAAUGAAGUUCUACGAAGACAACGCGAAGCUGGGCCUCACCGAAACCAACGAAGACGUCUCCACCACCGCAGCGGCGCCUCUCGAAGAGCCGCAGCAGUCGAGCAAGGGCAAAGUGUGGGACUUGCUGCUGCCCAUCGUGAUCAUGGUGUUUCUGUCCAUCUACUUCAUGUACUCCUUCGGAAAGGCCAAGGCUCCCGCGGGCGCUGGCCUGGUGGACAUUCUGAGCGCGAGCGACUCCUCGAAGUCGCUUCUCUACGCGUGCUUCGUGGCGCUCUUCUCGACGUUGUUGCUCUACGUGCCUCGCAAACUGAUGUCGUUCAACGAGUGGGUGAACAACAUCAUCGAGGGCAUGAAGACCAUGCUCUCCACGCUCCUCAUCCUCGUCCUCGCCUGGUCCAUCAGCGGCACCAGCGGCGACCUCCUGCAGACCGGUCCCUACGUUGGCCAGCUCGUCAAAGACUCCCAAAUCCCGCCUCAAAUGAUCCCUGCGGUGGUCUUUCUCGUGGGCAUGGCGCUCUCCUUCGCCACCGGCACCGCGUGGGGCACCUUCUCUCUGCUCAUCCCCAUCGCCAUCGGCAUCUGCAGCGGCGACAACAGCGACUACCUCAUCCCUUCCAUCGCCUCCUGUCUCUGCGGCGCGGUCUUCGGCAACAACACCUCGCCCAUCAGCGACACCACCAUCCUCGUCUCCUCCGCCGUGCACUGCCCUUUCCUCAUGCACGUCUCCACCCAGCUUCCUUACGCCGCCACCGUCGCCGUUGUCAGCAUCGUCGGCUUCUUGGUGGCCGGGUUUACCCGCGGGGAUCUGCUGAUCACGUACGCGGUGGCGGUGCCGCUGCUGGUGAUCGUGCUGCUGGGAGUGCACUGGUGGCAGAAGAUGCACGCGGUGCCCGCGAAGGAGAUGGAAGUCGAGAUGGCCGAUUUGAAGAAGAAGGAGAAGGAGGAGGAGGAGGAGAAGACGGGAGCGAAGCCGGAGGAUAAUGAGGAGGGAAUGCUGGAGACGGAGAUUGCAGUUGUUGUAUAA